AUGGGUGACAUUUAUACGAAAAGACACAAAUACGUGAACAAUGGCGUCGUCAUCUACGAAUGGGAGCAGAGCAUCGACGAGAUUAACAUUUUCAUCAAUAUGAAUUCCAGAGUGGUUAGUAAAAAGGAUUUAGACAUCGACCUUAGGAGUAAGAGAAUUCGAAUUGGGCUGAAAGGAAUGGAGAGUUUUUUGGAGGGGGAACUGUUUGGCCUUAUCGACGAGGGAUGCUCCUACUGGUUCAUUGAGGACAACAAUUUGCACAUACUUUUAACCAAGGUGCGAAAGGCAGAAACAUGGAGUAGCGUUUUUAAGGGGCACAAAUGCAUUAACGCCAUCGAUGAGGAUAACACAAGGAAGAAGAUUCUUUUGGAGCGCUUCCAGAAUGAGUACCCCACGUUUGACUUUUCCUCAGCCGCGUUUAACGGCCAGGUGCCCGACGCGCGCACCUUUAUGGGAGGCGUGAAGUACUAG
Molecule: messenger RNA, 471 nt
Organism: Plasmodium inui San Antonio 1
Lineage: Eukaryota; Apicomplexa; Aconoidasida; Haemosporida; Plasmodiidae
Exons: 2
Coding region: 1-471 (156 amino acids)
Biological process (GO): protein folding
Cellular component (GO): cytoplasm
Source: RefSeq, a predicted model, not a curated record